UGCCGUACAGUGUUGGCAUUAGGAGAAUGUUGUCAAAGUUGGAGGAAGGCCUCGGAGAGGGAAUACAUUGACAAUUGUUUGAAGUUACAGUUUGUAUAAAUAUUCUGAAGGUUGGUACUUCAGCAUGGGGAACACCAGUGAUCGCAUGUCUGGUGAUCGCCAUGGAGCAAAAGCCCAUCGCUCCGACAGUGCCGGCGACCAUAAAGAUCUGGAGCCCUGUAAGAUGGUAGACAGCACUGAUGACCCUAACAUCUUCAAUACGUCAAAGGGGCCUGGAGAUAAAGACUUCACCCCAGACUUAGAAGACAUGGUUAAGACUAGUCCUCAAGCCAGGCCUACAGUGAUCCGCUGGGGAGGAGGAGGAAAGGAGGUCUACAUUGCUGGCUCCUUCAAUAACUGGAGCACCAAAAUUCCUCUCAUUAAGAGCCACAAUGACUUUGUGGCCAUCCUGGAUUUGCCUGAGGGGGAGCACCAGUACAAGUUCUUCGUUGAUGGACAGUGGGUCCAUGACCCGUCAGAGCCUGUGGUCACCAGCCAGCUGGGCACCAUUAAUAACCUGAUUAAGGUGAAGAAGUCUGACUUUGAGGUGUUCGACGCUCUACAAGUGGACUCUCUGGAAUGUUCAGACACGUCAGAUCUGUCCAGCUCGCCUCCUGGUCCUUACGGACAGGAAGUGUACAUGUUCAGACCAGAGGAACGCUUCAAAGCCCCGCCCAUUCUUCCUCCUCACCUCUUACAAGUCAUCUUGAACAAGGACACAAACAUAUCUUGUGAUCCUGCCCUGCUGCCAGAGCCAAACCACGUCAUGCUGAAUCAUCUUUAUGCUCUUUCAAUUAAGGAUGGAGUUAUGGUCCUAAGUGCUACACACAGAUAUAAGAAGAAAUACGUAACUUCUUUGUUGUACAAGCCCAUUUAAAGUGAGUGCAUGUGUGUACCUGAAGGGGCUUCAUGUGAGCACGUUUGCAUUCUGUUGUUCUCACCGACGGCUGAUUGCACCAGGACACUCCAGAAUUCCAGGCUUCUGACAUCUGCUCUGUUAAGGAAAACGCACAAGAUGCAUUCUGAUGUGUUAAAUGUUUUCUGGACUUAAGGGCAUACUGCACCUAGUGACUGUAAUGACGGGUGAUUGGAUUGCAUGGUUUUGCAAUGUAAAAUAGCUUACAAGGGCUUCUGUCUGAUAGCUAAGCAAUAUAACUCUUCGAGGAGAAGGCCAUGGCCCAACUUGAGUGUUUGAACAUUGUUUGGGUGUCUCGACUGUUUAACAGUGGCUUGUAGGCCAAAAAAGUGUGGGAAAGCUUUAAGAUUAGUGUGUUCUAAUGCAUGGCGAUCAGCGUUUGAAGUUAUAAUGCAUUUAUUUCAGCCCAAAAGGAGAAUUUUUUUUUUUUUUAAAUUUGCAUACUGUACCUGGUAAAGUCCAUGUAACAUUGAGUGGAUUCAGACAGAUAAAGCUUUUUAUACAAAAUACUGAUCACUUGAUCAGUCCAUAAUAAUGAAUGCACUUUAAACACACUCAUUUUGGCAGUGAGAAGGGAUGUUUGCGUAAUAUUUGACCUAUGAAGUAGACAAAUUGUGUGCUGUUGUUUUGAUGGAGAGUGUAGUCUCUACCAUCUCAGAUAUCACAGUUGCAGAUGGUGUUUUCUUGCUGUUUGUAUUUUAUAUAUUUAUUGCAUUAUGUUGGCUUGAUUUGCUACAUAGAACUAUUUAUUGUGAAUGCAUGAAUAGCAUGAAAACUGUUUUUAUUAUUAUUAUUAUUAUUAUCUGGGUCAGAUAUACUCUCAGCACAUUUUUUGAAUAACUGGUUGAGAUGAUCUUCAAUCAGUCAGCACUCCAGUGAAAUUAGGUGGGUGGAGUACUUCUAUAGGUCAAAUACUGAAACUGCAUGUUAAACCCAGGUAAUGAGGCACAGGCUAUGUUGUCAUAAACUAGAGGGCUACUUCCUGAUGAGCACACUGAUAAAUCAAGCCAAGCACCAAACCAACAAUCACUUAUGAAUGAAUUGACUGUCCCUCUGACAUGGAGUUCUCUGGCAGGUUUUGCAACUCCUCUGUAAGUAGCCUUUCAAAUGUAAGUCAGCGCUAGUGCUAUUUGUGUGCUUUGCGUCUCAACCAAAAUGUCACUCUAUACAUGGCAAGCCCAUUGUAGUCAUUUACAGUUACAACUUCAAUUAGUUGUAUGUUGGGUUGUUUAAUUCACUAAUGAAACCCAAAUGGAUUUCUCAUUUUCAGUCUCAUAUUUAAACAGGUGCAUCACAUUCAUUUGUCUGCACUUAUGUACUUUAUGGUGCUUUAAAUGUGAUGGCUGCUGACAGAUUGUUAUGGCUAGGUGAUAACUGUUGGUUUCAUGACAUUUCAGUUAUCACUGGAUGGUGUUUUACCCCUCAAAUGUUACUGAACAAAAACAAAUGACUGCAUAUGGUUACUAUGAAAACUGACUAUGGGGCAAAAUAUGGAAGAACUUGAAUUUUGAAAAAAACGUAUUACUUUCAAUAAUGAUGUAGGUCUGUGAAGUCGUCACUGCCCUUACAAAAAAUUACUGCAGUUUUUUUCCAAGUCUCAAAACCUCAGAGGAAUUUUGAGGAAUUGCAGUUCAUGUACAGGAUUUUGAACAUGAAUAAAAUGCAUUACAACUACAUUUUGAUCGUAUUGAUCUUUACCACAGAAAUACAGUAUUAUUGUCAUAAAAGUGCAUUGUACUUCAGAAAACUGUAGUUUAACUGCAGAUCUUUUGCCCCAUAACUGUAGUCAUUUUUUGUAAGGGUGUCUCACUUGUUUUGAAAUUAAAGAAAACUGCCACCA
Messenger RNA from Alosa alosa (allis shad), 2795 nucleotides. Its product is annotated as 5'-AMP-activated protein kinase subunit beta-2-like. The coding region runs from base 125 to 916 and encodes 263 amino acids. The record is from RefSeq and is a predicted model, not a curated record. Gene Ontology annotation, cellular component: cytoplasm; nucleus; nucleotide-activated protein kinase complex. Gene Ontology annotation, molecular function: protein kinase binding. Gene Ontology annotation, biological process: signal transduction. NCBI's taxonomy places the organism in Eukaryota, Metazoa, Chordata, Actinopteri, Clupeiformes, Clupeidae. The transcript is spliced from 8 exons.